AUGGCCCCUCAGGAUCUGACCCAAAGAGAUAAUAAUGCCAUGCAUAGAGGCCUGCCUGCUUCAUGGGAUCAUGCUCUGCCUCUCCAGCUGCAUCUUGAAUAUGUGUCUGUCCCCCUAUUAUCCCACUCCCUAACGCAUCAACUAUCGGCUUCACCUCUAGAAGGGCUUGCAUCAGCCAGCAGACUACACUCACAAAUGAUGUCAUCAAUGCUAGGAAUUCAACCGUCGAAUCGUAUAUUUCUGCGAACUCCUCUUCCUCUGGCGUUGGCACUGAAUGCAUUGCAGAUGCAGAGCCUCCAGGUGAGCCUAGGCUUGCUUGACUCAGGCCCGCCUCUAGUUCGGUGUCGCUAUCAGUCUCACAACCAUUGUCUUCGGGGCAAUAUGUCGACUGGGAUAAUCGAGAAGGAGAGGGCAGGGCAGUCCCAGAUCCAGCUUCCAUUUCAGUUCCCAUUCUUGCUCCAGCCCCCAAGCUUGCAUCAAGUGCAGAGAAAGGUUGUUGUGGAUUUCCAUGAACAGGCUUUAAAAGAUCUCGCAGGUGUACAAGAGAGCGGAGCAUGGUCGGACGAAACGUUGUGGGCUGCUCUUGCGAGGGAGUAUUGUCGCGUGAGGCAAAGACGCUGUGUGACCUCAACAUUCCAUUAA
This is a messenger RNA of Lobosporangium transversale, 642 nucleotides long. RefSeq lists its product as hypothetical. The coding region runs from base 1 to 642 and encodes 213 amino acids. The record is from RefSeq and is a predicted model, not a curated record. The transcript has 3 exons. Lineage: Eukaryota; Fungi; Mortierellomycota; Mortierellomycetes; Mortierellales; Mortierellaceae.